This is a messenger RNA of Jaculus jaculus (lesser Egyptian jerboa), 1817 nucleotides long. RefSeq names its product cathepsin C (gene Ctsc). Gene Ontology annotation, cellular component: lysosome. Lineage: Eukaryota; Metazoa; Chordata; Mammalia; Rodentia; Dipodidae. The record is from RefSeq and is a predicted model, not a curated record. Bases 40 to 1434 code for a protein of 464 amino acids. The transcript is spliced from 7 exons. Gene Ontology annotation, molecular function: cysteine-type endopeptidase activity.
GCUCCCAGGCCGCCUGCUCCCUCCCGGGCCUCCUGUGCCAUGGGUCCCCGGCCGCACUCGCCGCUCGCCGGCCUCCUGCUGCUGCUGCUCGCCGGAGCCCGCCCGGCGCGCUGCGACACACCUGCCAACUGCACCUACCCGGACCUGCUGGGCACCUGGCUCUUCCAGGUGGGGCCCAGCGCUGCCCAGCGCGACGUGAACUGCUCGGCGAUGGGACCAGUAGAAGAAAAGGUAGUGAUCCAUCUUAAGAAGCUGGAUACGGCCUAUGAUGAACUUGGCAAUUCUGGACAUUUCACCCUCAUUUACAACCAAGGCUUCGAGAUUGUGUUGAAUGACUACAAAUGGUUUGCAUUCUUUAAGUAUGAAGUCAAGGGCAGACAAGUCAUCAGUUACUGCCAUGAGACAAUGACUGGGUGGGUCCAUGACGUGCUGGGACGGAACUGGGCUUGUUUCACCGGCAAGAAGGUGGGAAGCCCAUCUGUGAAGGUGAAUGUAAAUGUGGCACACCUUGAAAGACCCGAGAAACAAUAUUCUAAUAGGCUCUACAAAUAUAACCACAAUUUUGUGAAAGCUAUCAAUGCCGUUCAGAAGUUUUGGACCGCAACGACAUACAAGAAGUAUGAGAUGCUUAGCCUGAGAGAUAUGAUCUGGAGGAGUGGUGGCCACAGGUCAAGAAUACCAAGGGUCAAACCUGCACCAAUAACUGAUGAAAUACUGAAAAAGAUUGCACAUUUGCCAGACUCUUGGGACUGGAGAAAUGUUCAUGGUGUCAAUUUUGUUAGCCCUGUUCGAAACCAAGAAUCUUGUGGAAGCUGUUACUCUUUUGCUUCUAUGGGAAUGCUGGAGGCAAGAAUCCGUAUCUUAACCAACAAUUCUCAGACACCAAUCUUGAGUCCACAGGAGGUGGUGUCCUGCAGCCAGUAUGCCCAAGGCUGUGAAGGUGGUUUCCCAUACCUCAUUGCAGGAAAAUACGCCCAAGAUUUUGGAGUGGUGGAAGAGUCCUGCUUCCCCUACAGGGGCACCGAUGCCCCAUGCAAACUGAGGGAGGACUGCUUUCGCUUCUAUUCCUCUGAGUACCACUACGUGGGGGGCUUCUACGGGGGCUGCAAUGAAGCCCUGAUGAAGCUUGAGCUGGUCCAUCAUGGGCCCAUGGCAGUUGCCUUUGAAGUCCAUGACGACUUCAUGCACUACCACAGUGGGAUCUACCACCAUACCGGACUGAGAGACCCUUUCAACCCCUUUGAGCCGACAAAUCAUGCUGUUCUGCUUGUGGGCUAUGGCAGAGAUAAGGACACAGACAUAGAAUACUGGGUUGUUAAAAAUAGCUGGGGCACCGGCUGGGGUGAGAAUGGCUACUUCCGGAUCCGCAGAGGAACGGACGAGUGUGCAAUUGAGAGCAUCGCCAUGGCGGCCACACCAAUCCCUAGACUGUAGCAUGAGCCUCCCGCAUCCGGAUCACCAUCACUUACACAAAGGAGUGAUUCUUUCACAGACUUAAGGCUCCUCAACAGCGGUUCUUGAAGCUUAUUACUAGAUUUCCAGGAAGAGUUUUGCCUUUAAAAUUAAAACCACCUUUGAUUUCUAUAUACCUCUCCAUCUCGGUCUGUGUGCUGCAUUUUGCUAAGUGGUUUUGACAGACAGUGUUUCUGAAUGAUGGAUAAGCUGUCAAGUAAUGGGUUUUUUUACUGAUCAUUUGUAACUCCACCAGAUAUUUUGUUUUUCAAAAUUCUAUAUAAAAAUACAAACUUAUUUUUGAGUUGUAUAAAUCACAUGAAAAUUUGGCAAAGAUUAUUAAAAUUUUGAAACAUUUUUAUAAA